Messenger RNA from Bursaphelenchus xylophilus (pine wood nematode), 3969 nucleotides. Lineage: Eukaryota; Metazoa; Nematoda; Chromadorea; Rhabditida; Aphelenchoididae. The record is from the annotation of a GenBank genome assembly.
AUGGUUUACAUUUUGUUAUUUAUUUUAUUCCUUGUUUCCGUCGACGCCCACUUAUAUGGAGAUGUAAGUUUUCGCAAAUUUUGCUUACAAAAAGAAUUUUAUCAAAAAAGUUUUCAUGUGAUCGCAUUGGAAUUUAUUUACGAUCCGUUUUUGCCGCACCUUGAGAAAUUGGCCGAUUCGUCAGCAUGUUAUUAAAGAAGUUGUAAAACAUUUAUUAAAGCACUUGGCUCAAAGCUGAUCGUAUGAUCAGCAUACUGUACAUUAACAAUUUUGAAUUUUGUAAAUUGUAAAAUAUGGAAUAAAGUAAUAAAUUUCCAGUACAAAGAAGAUUCCCGGCAUGUUCGAGCCAAUAUACCGUUGGAGUUGGUCCUCGAAGAGUCGUGUUCUCUAUCCAUCAAGUACAAAUCCUGCAGGUGCGGGGACCAGGUGGACAAGACGGUGUGUUGCUGCAUGGAUCGGCAUAUUCAACGGGUCCCGAAGCAUCUUCAUUGGAGAAUGAAGACACUGUAAGUUCUUUUUCGAUUUAGGAAGGGUGAGAUGCUUAUAAAAAAUGUAAUUAUAUCGAUACUCAAAUAUCUUAACUCGUGCUUUCAAGCCAAAAUAUUCAGGGACUUUUGUUGACAAGAUAGUGCAGGAAAUUCGAACGAUGACAAAGAAAUGACUUUGCAAUCAUCAAAAAUUUAGAAAGGACUGACAAGCUCCUGAAUGUUACAACUUGAAAAUCACUUUUCGGAAAGCGUAGCUAUGUUUAUUGCGGAGAAUGCUCUCUAAAUAAUAAACCUAUGCCUGAUUUACCUCCUAAUCCCAUAAUAACUCUUCCAGAUUCAUCUACAACACUUCCAUUUCCCAUAUUGAACACCACUCUUUCCACAGCUACAAAUUUCUUGAGAAACUGUAAGUCACCCGCUCUCAAAACCCAUGACGUCAUAAUUUGUAUAAUCUAUCAUUCGCUUUGUCAAUUAUGGCAUAAUUCCAGACAAAUCCUCCAAAAUGAUAAGCUGGAGCAUGUGGACAAGAGAGCAUUCGAAGGACUCGAAAAGUUGUUCAAAUUGUAAGCCUUUAUCGGUAUAUGUUGACAGUCUUUGCAGAGAGAUAUCAGGGUCGCCCUUUCUAAGAAGCUUACCGGAAGUCAUCGUGCCCCAUGCACAUCGAUUGCAGUUACUGUAAGUGUAGUUUGGAAGGGCUUGGACUUAAAGCUAUUCUUCAGAAUCCUCCGAAACAACGGUCUUCCUGAAAUCCCAAACUUUCGAAUCCACCGAACCGGUAAAUUUGCCUUGGAAAGAAUUGAUCUAAGCUACAAUCGGAUCCAAUCGAUAAAGGUUGGGGCUCUGGAUUCACUGGUGACAAAAGUGUUGCUUCUGAAUAACAAUGAGAUCCAGGAGAUUGAAGAGUAUGCGUUUCCAGGCUGCGAAUUUGGGUCCUUGUGAGUGGCAUCGCUAAUAAGAUUAAUGAACAAUAUUGGGUUGUAGAAAUAUCUCAAAUAACAAGGAACUGUCUACAAUCUCUCCCUCUGCCUUUUCGAACAUCGUCCACAUCGAGGAACUUGAUUUGAGUGGCUCACAGAUUACUGAAUUACCGUACGAUGGCCUCAAAGAGAUCAAAAAACUCCGACUUCAAAGAAUCCCCACACUCAAAAGACUACCGCCGAUCUUGGCGUUCACAAAUCUCCAUAAGGCCGAUUUCACAUAUCCCUACCAUUGUUGCUUCCUAAAGUACGCAACAAAGGAGUAUUCCAAGGGAAAUGAUCAAAAGUUUUCAUCAAAUUAUCGGCAAAUCCAACGGAGAACUUGCACAAAGUUACGGGCAAAAGAAGAGCAAGCUAUUCGAUUUAGGAGAGCAAUCGCAUCAUGGUCGAAAAGUGAGAAUUUGAAUGCCUGGUUUGAGAAGCAGGCCAGAGGCUUGGAUAUCAACAAAUUUGUUGAUGAACCAGUGCAAACGGAAGUUCAAGGUAAGGUAUUUUAUAAAGUAGAUUUACGAUGAUAAUAGACUGGAUUUUGAUGUAGCUUGAACUUGAAUAUGAGGGUUUCAUAGAGGUUUAGAAAUAUUAUAAAAGGGUAUCUUGAAAAAUGCCAGUUAAGACUUCAGCCCCAAAAGGCAAUUUCUAAUCAUUUUUUUACUCUCCAGCCUAUCGGAAGGUAUUCACCGAGAAGAGUUUCGUCGUCCAGCGCUGCGAAGAAGAGGCCGUUGCCAACUUCUACCUCAAUAUUACCUGCACUCCCUUGCCGGACGCUCUGAAUCCCUGUGAAGACAUUGUCAGCUACCCCACUCUACGAAUAUUUUUGUGGCCAAUGUGGAUCAUCGCGAUCGUUGGCAAUAUCUCGGUUUGGUUUAUAAUUGCAGCGGUUUGGCAUCGCCGGCUCCGUUUCCACUACUUUUUCAUGCUCAACUUGUCUGUUGCGGACUUUCUAACUGGUGGGUCAGUCACAAAAAUUUGCAAAUAUUGCGGACCUAAGACUUGAAAAUUGAACAUCUCAUAUUGCACAUGGUAUUUCAGGGGUCUAUUUGGCAUUUCUUGCAUUUGCUGACUUCAAGACAGCAAAUCAAUAUUACAACCAUGCGGUGGAAUGGCAGACGGGAUGGGGCUGUAAUGUGGUCGGAUUCAUCAGUGUUUUUGCCUCCGAAUUGUCGAUCGUUUCGAUGCUGAUGAUAGCGUUUGAGAUCUAUUACAAUGCCCGUUACGCCUUUUAUGGGAAGUGGAUGAGCUCAACAACAGCUUAUAUUACAAUCUUCUUGGGGUAUUUGUAUGCGUUCGUCAUGGCGGGUAAGUUUUUAUAGAAUCUUGAAAAAUGUGUCUCCUAGGCUUAAAAAUUCGAGCGUCGAACGUUGAAAACUUUAAUUUUUAAUUCUAACAUCAUUUCCAGCCCUUCCGUUAUUUGGGAUUUCGUCCUACGAAGUCUCCAGUAUAUGCCUGCCCCUCUCCAUCGACAAUGUCAUCGACCAAAUCUACCUGGUUGGCGGCUUAACAACAACUGCCUUAGCUUUUGCUGGCAUAAUCCUAAACUAUGCUCUGAUUAAUUUCAUGAUCCGCGGCGAUCCCACCAUGCCCGCCCGAGCCGAGGACAGACAGAUUCUGAUACGAACUCUGGUCCUGAUCGGGACCGAUAUGCUUUGCUGGCUGCCAACACUCUUCUUCGGGAUUACAGCCGCUCUUGGCGUCCCGCUGAUAACAUUGACUAAUGCGAAGAUCUGUCUGAUUCUGUUCUAUCCGAUUAAUUCGUGUGCCAACCCACUGAUCUAUGUGUAUAUGACGAAGAUUUGGACGGAUGUCAAGAACAAGGCGCCCUUCUUCGAGGUGAGGAGCUUCAAGACGGAGAAGAGUCAAGUCAAUCGAUUCUAUUACAACAAUUCUCCGAGACCGGAGAAGAAUCGGUCAACGUCGCUUCAUAAUGAUGAUGCCUUCCAUUCCAGGGAAAAUCAGGUGAGAAGAGGGGUAAAAUUCAAAAUUAGGUAUAUGUACAUUUUGGGCUAAAAAAAUUUGAGUAAGCACAUUUUCAGACCACCCAAACAACAUCUUUGAACUCCACUCCUCGCGGCUCCAAUUCGUCGACGUUAUUCCGCCAUUCUGCCGCUGAAAUUGAACCACUUCGUCGGAGUGAGGAUCGACGGUAAUAAUAACUUUCUUAUUAUAUAUUGCCAACUAGUCAUCAUUAUGCCAAAAAAUAAGCUUUGAUUUUUAGCGAUCAAACUCCCGAAACAGACUGCCCUCGACUCGAGCGAAAGAGAAAGUCGAUUCCGGCGAUUCCAACGUUCCGAUUUCGAGUCUCAGCGAUCCCGGAGAUGUCGGAUAUCAGCGAAAGUUCGUCCAAUUCCCAGGAAGAGAACGAGCGACGGAGCUCGAGGAAAAGUCAGGAGCGGAAAGUGUCGAGAUUAGCGUUGGAAGAGAACUGCGUCAACGGAAAGGCCGAGAAUUCGGAGAGCGAAAAUUCAAAGGCAAAGAAGCUGGAGAGGUACGAUAGUUUGUCAAUAUGA